Messenger RNA from Strongylus vulgaris, 635 nucleotides. The record is from the annotation of a GenBank genome assembly. Lineage: Eukaryota; Metazoa; Nematoda; Chromadorea; Rhabditida; Strongylidae.
AUGGAAUUGCAACAAAUAAGGGAAAAAAGGCGAAGGAACGUAGUAGUCAAUAUCAAUCCUGAUAUGUCCGUUACUGAAGGGACUAGGGUCAUGGGAACUGAAAACUACGAUCCGGUUAUAGAAUCCAUCAUCGACAAGUCGGAAGAGAGAAGACGAGCUGCUGAUGCUGCAAUCAAUUCAGCUGUUGACGCGCAUUGGGUUCCGAAAGGAUUUGUUCCUAAGUAUGACCAGAGUUGCGGAAAUCGUUUCCAAUCAAAUGCGAAUGAAUUUGCCGAUGUUGAUGCGUUGUGCAUGAUGAACGAGGAGCUAAGCAAGCUGGAGGUGGAAAGGCGUGGGUACACUAUAGCGCUUCCGCAGCCGUGCGCAUCGCUUGUUUCACAUGGAAUUGUCAACACCGUGACAAUGGCAGCGGAACGCAAUAAUUUCUUUGGUAUGGACGAAGACGAGGAGGCUUUGGCAAAGGGUCUCAUGGCAAAAACUCUUCUUACAACGAUCACUUAUCCGCUGUCAUGCGCCAAAACACUCAUUCAGUUGGGCCAUGAGCCUUUUCCGCUGUCUACCGGAAGAACUCUCAUUGUGGCAGGAAGAAAUGCAUAUUUUCUACCCAAUGUCUUUAGUUACGGUGAGUUUUGAGA